Molecule: messenger RNA, 1177 nt
Organism: Lolium rigidum
Lineage: Eukaryota; Viridiplantae; Streptophyta; Magnoliopsida; Poales; Poaceae
Product: rhodanese-like/PpiC domain-containing protein 12, chloroplastic
Exons: 8
Coding region: 22-921 (299 amino acids)
Molecular function (GO): peptidyl-prolyl cis-trans isomerase activity
Source: RefSeq, a predicted model, not a curated record
CAAGCGACGAGGAAGACAGCCAUGCUUGGUCUCCGAGCAACUAGGGCGGCGCGCUUCCCGUGCCCGUACUCCCCUUCCUCCUCUCCCCAGGCGGCGUCCCUCUCCGGGUUCGCGCGCCUCGCCCCCCUCGCCGCCGGCAGCCCCGCGCCGCCGCCCGCGGCCCUCUCGCUCCUCGCGUCCGCGUCGCCCAUCUCCGCGACGUGGGGCUCGGCCAUGCGUCCCGCCGGCCAACCCAGGCCCAGCACCAGGGUUCUCUGCACUGCUGCCGGUAGCCCUCCGACUCCGAGGGAGGGGAAGGAAGUGCUGGUCCAGCAUCUGCUUGUUGGCGAAAAGGAUGCUAGGCUUCUGGUCGAUCUGGAGAAGAGCAUCGCUUCAGGGGUGGACUUGAGCGAUUUAGCCGUGGAGCACUCCUUAUGUCCAUCAAAAGAUAAUGGUGGUAUGCUUGGGUGGGUUCGGAGGGGGCAGAUGGUACCAGAGUUUGAAGAAGCAGCAUUUAGUGCUCCUUUGAAAAAAGUUGUACGGUGCAAGACAAAAUUUGGAUGGCAUUUAGUGCAGGUCCUCUCUGAGAGGGACCAAUGCAUGCUUCAAGAUAUUGCACCAGAAGAGCUUCACGCAAAAAUGCAAGAUCCUAGUUUUAUCGAAGAAGCUCAAUUGAUUGAUGUUCGGGAGCCUGAUGAAGUGGAGAGAGCGUCCCUUCCAGGUUUCAAAGUUCUACCUCUCCGCCAAUUUGGAACCUGGGGACCAGUCAUGGCUGAUGAAUAUGAUCCUCAAAAGGACACAUAUGUUCUGUGCCACCAUGGCAUGCGGUCAAUGCAGGUAGCUAAGUGGCUGCAGUCACAGGGAUUCCAAAAAAUUUACAAUGUUGCGGGUGGAAUCCAUGCCUACUCGGUGAAAGCCGAUUCUUCCAUCCCGACUUACUAGCCAUCUGGAUGAUCACCACUCCAAGUACAGAGCCUUCUCUGCAUUCUUCUUUACCAUACCAAACUAAAGUUAUGUCCGGCUCCUAUUGGUAGAAUUUGGCAAUGGUUUUAUUUUGGUGUCAGGACUCGGAGCUACAAUUUUCUUCUCACGCGAGAUCUUGUAUGAGGAGUUAUCUUUCAAGUUGUAUAUGGAAUUAUGGAUCAUAUCAAUAUGAAUAGAAAAGAAAUAUUUGAGAGAUUCUUAUUGGAUUGAUGCA